Messenger RNA from Ilex paraguariensis (yerba mate), 2685 nucleotides. NCBI's taxonomy places the organism in Eukaryota, Viridiplantae, Streptophyta, Magnoliopsida, Aquifoliales, Aquifoliaceae. The record is from the annotation of a GenBank genome assembly.
AGAUGGGUUUAAGACAAUUCAAAUAAUGGAAUUUUUAAUUCUCAAGAGCUGGUAAGGUUUCUGUCUCUAUUCUGUUUUCAGCUUUUCUUUGAAGUUUCUGUAGCGAUAUCUUUUUGGGUGCUUCUCUCUCUCUCAUGGACAGAGGUCCUAUUAUUCCUUUUUUUUUUUUCCCCCAUUCCCCUUCACUUUUGUAAGAACAAUUUGAAAAGGGAAGUUUUUCUGGGUAUUUUCUGUUUCUUUGAAGGUGUUUAAUUUGGAGUUUUUUUUUUUGUUACAGAAAAAUGAAUUUCUUUGCUUCAUCUCUCCUGUUAAUUCUGACUAUUCAUUCGAUUGCAAGUUUAACUGUUGUGUUCAUAUCUAUGGAUGUUACAGAGCAUUCACUGGCAAGGGAAGCCCAAGGCAAUGGAGGAGAGAGAAAUAAUUGAAGGCCUAUAUGCAUUGCCUCCCCCUCCAUCUUUGACUGUUGCAAUUGCUAUUACUGGAAAUAGAAAGAGUAAAUAUAUAGUUAAGUGGGCAUUAGACAAAUUUGUUCCCGAGGGGAAGCUUAUGUUCAAGUUGCUACAUGUCCGCCCUAAGAUAACUAAGGUUCCAACGCCAAUGGGAAAUUCCCUUCCCCUUUCGCAAGUGCGAGAUGAUAUUGUAGCUGCUUACAAGAAAGAAGUGGAAUGGCAAAUGAGCAAAAAGCUUCUUCCUUACAAGAAGAUGUGUGCUCAAACAAAGGUGCAAGUAGAAGUUGUACAAAUUGAAUCAGAUGAUGUCAUAGAUGCGAUAGCGAGUGAGGUUGCCAAAUGUAAUAUUACCAAGCUUGUUAUAGGAACUUCAUCCCGGAGAUUGUUUUCAAGGGGACAAAGUUUGUCCUCAAGAAUAUCCGAGUGCACUCCAAGCUUUUGUACGGUGUAUGCUAUUUCAAAGGGCAAAUUGUCAUCCGUGCGUCCAUCUGAUUCAGAGAUAACUGGAAGCAUUAAAGAUGACAGUAGUGACACAAGUUCUUCUACCAGCAAUCCUAUAAAUUGCACUUCCACUUCACAAACAGAGUGGACAGGCCCAAGCUCAGCUGCUUCUUAUUCUCUUUUUUCCUCUACAUCACUACCGAUUCAGCGGUUUCAAUCACUUUCAAUCAUUAAUAAUACCCUUUCUCAUAGAAGAACAAUUUCAAACGAUGCCAAUCAUUCUAGAAGCCUGUCUCUGGAUACUGUGGAAUGGGAGAGCAUUGCCGCUGACAAUAUCAAUUUUGAGCUCGAAAAACUAAGAAUUGAACUGAGACAUGCUCGAGGAAUGUAUGCAAUAGCUCAAAGUGAGACAAUUGAUGCUUCUAGAAAGCUAAAUGAUCUUGAAAAGUGCCGACUGGAGGAGUCAAUUAAGCUCAAGGAGUUGAACCUCAAGGAGGAGGAAGCGAAAGAAUUAGGUCAACAAGAGAAGGAUGGAUAUGAAUCGGUGAAAAGAGAAGCCAAGUAUGUUAAGGAAUGUGCUGAAAGAGAAGCUGCACAAAGGAAAGAAGCAGAAGCUAAGGCCUCACAUGAGGCCAAAGAGAAAGAUAAGCUUGAGAAUGCCAUUGUAGGCCCAGUGCAGCAGUACAAGAAGUUUACAUGGGAAGAGAUCGUGUCUGCUACCUCAUCAUUUUCCGAGAAUCUUAGGAUUGGAAUGGGAGCAUAUGGGACUGUCUAUAAGUGCAGUUUUCAUCAUACAACUGCUGCAGUAAAGGUCCUCCACUCUAAAGAGGCUCACAGGACCAAGCAAUUUCAGCAGGAGCUUGAAGUCUUGAGCAAAAUUCAUCAUCCGCAUUUGCUAAUUCUGCUUGGUGCAUGUUCUGAUCAUGGUUGCCUAGUUUAUGAGUACAUGGAGAAUGGUAACUUGGAAGAGAGGCUGCUCCAAAAAAAUAAUACACCUCCAAUCCCAUGGUUUGAGAGAUAUCGAAUUGCUUGGGAAGUAGCCUCAGCCAUGGUCUUUCUUCAUAACUCAAAGCCAGAACCAAUCAUCCAUCGUGAUCUAAAACCAGCAAACAUAUUGCUUGAUCGCAACUUCGUGAGCAAGAUUGGUGAUGUUGGCCUUUCGACAAUGCUUCAUUCAGAAAAUGCUUCCAUAUCAACCACAUACAAGGACACAGGCCCUGUUGGAACGCUCUGCUAUAUAGAUCCCGAGUAUCAAAGGUCUGGAUUAAUCUCUCCAAAGUCUGAUGUUUAUGCUUUUGGCAUGGUGAUUUUGCAAUUGCUAACUGCAAAACCAGCCAUAGCAUUAACCCAUGUGGUGGAAACAGCAAUUGAUCAUGGUGAUCUAGUGGAGGUACUGGAUCCAGAGGCUGGGAAUUGGCCAAUUGAGGAGACAAAGGAGUUGGCUAUGCUGGGCCUGAGCUGUUCAGAGCUUCGUCGUAGAGACAGACCUGAUAUGAAAGAUCAAGUUCUACCUGCAUUGGAGAGAUUGAAAGAAGUGGCAGAUAAGGCUCGAGAUUUGGCAUCCAGUGCUCCUCAGACACCUCCUAACCACUUCAUUUGUCCCAUACUCAAGGAUAUAAUGGAUGACCCUUGUGUUGCGGCGGAUGGUUACACAUAUGACCGUAAGGCCAUGGAGAUAUGGUUCGAGGAGAAUGAUAAGUCACCAAUGAAAGAUGUACCAUUGCCAAAUAAGAGCCUAGUACCAAAUUACACACUUCUUUCUGCAAUUCUGGACUGGAAGUCAGGAAAGCAUUGA